AUGGAAAGUGGUCAUUCUGAGCGAUAUGAGCUGCUGGCUGAGAUUGGAGAAGGAGCUUACGGAAAAGUGUACAAAGCAAGAGACCUGGAAAACAAUGGGAGGUUUGUGGCACUGAAAAGGAUUGAGAUUCCAAGAACGAAGGAAGGUAUCCCUUUCAUAGUAAUUCGGGAGGUGGCCUGGUUGAAACAGUUAGAAGUCUUUGACCAUCCAAAUGUUGUCAGGUUAUUUAACGUGGAGCUUGGUUCUCGGACAGAUGAGCUGAUGAAGUUGACACUUGUGUUUGAACUCAUUGAGCAAGAUUUGUCCAUGUUUCUGACAAAAAUUCACCAGCCACACCUCCCUCGUAAGAAAGUAAAG
Messenger RNA from Rhincodon typus (whale shark), 357 nucleotides. Its product is annotated as cyclin-dependent kinase 6-like. Gene Ontology annotation, biological process: signal transduction; regulation of gene expression; regulation of G2/M transition of mitotic cell cycle. The annotation marks the transcript as partial. NCBI's taxonomy places the organism in Eukaryota, Metazoa, Chordata, Chondrichthyes, Orectolobiformes, Rhincodontidae. The transcript is spliced from 2 exons. Gene Ontology annotation, cellular component: cytoplasm; nucleus; cyclin-dependent protein kinase holoenzyme complex. Gene Ontology annotation, molecular function: cyclin-dependent protein serine/threonine kinase activity; cyclin binding; ATP binding. The record is from RefSeq and is a predicted model, not a curated record.